Cydia splendana is the source of this 4382-nucleotide messenger RNA. RefSeq lists its product as uncharacterized. Bases 219 to 4382 code for a protein of 1387 amino acids. The record is from RefSeq and is a predicted model, not a curated record. The transcript has 2 exons. Gene Ontology annotation, biological process: DNA integration. Gene Ontology annotation, molecular function: nucleic acid binding. NCBI's taxonomy places the organism in Eukaryota, Metazoa, Arthropoda, Insecta, Lepidoptera, Tortricidae.
GCGCGCAGCUGCUUAUCUACUCCGCUUCUUUUGUUCUCGUCAGUUGCAUUUUAACUCGUUAGUGAUCACACAUAUUAGGUAAUUGCAUUUUUAAAUUUACGUCUUAAUCAAUAUGGCUGACACGUUAAAGGAGUUAGUUAGGAAACGUGGCAGUUUGAAAGCUAAAUUAACUUUGUUUAACACAUACAUUAAUGUGGCUAAAACGUGUGAACAAUUAAAUGGAGAUUGAAGCGUUAACUGAGAAACCCGACGAAGCAUAUGCGGAGCGGGAGCAGUUUGAAAGCCAGUUCUUUGUGUUGGUUUCGACUGCUCGACUUCUUUUGACUCCUACGGUGCAGUCGAGCGGCGGUCGGCCCGGGCCCGGGUCCGCGGCUUCCACGUCGUGCGGCGCCGGCCGGCAGGACUUCGUUCGUCUGCCCAAGAUUGAUCUGCCUCACUUCGAUGGGAACUAUCAGCAUUGGCUCGGCUUUAGAGAUACGUAUAUUUCACUUAUUCAUAAUAAUCCCGCUAUCAAUGACAUAAGCAAAUUUCACUAUCUUCGUGCAUCUUUAAAAAGCAGUGCCGCCCUUGUGAUUCAAAGUCUUGAUUUUAGCAGUGAUAACUAUCAUAAAGCGUGGCAGUUAGUUUCUGAGCGGUAUGAUAACCCGCGCCUUUUAAUUAACAAUCAUAUCCAGGCCCUGUUUAACCUUGAACCGAUGCAACACGAAUCGAGCUCUUUAUUACGUAACAUGGUGGACGUAACUAAUAAAAAUUUGCGUGCGCUUGGCACCUUAGGGGAGCCCACCGACCAUUGGGACACCUUAGUUAUCUAUAUAAUGUCUAAGAAGUUAGAUCUAGUAACUAAGCGUGAGUGGGAAGAGCACAGAAACCUUUUAACAGGCUCGCCGACGUUGCAGCAAUAUAUUACAUUUCUAAAUAACAGGGCUGACUUACUCGAAUCUCUUGGUAAUAAUAACGUCAAUAAUAGCGGUUACAAGACAUCGAAACAUAAAUUGCAUUCACAUAACGAGCCACAAAAAACACAUAAUUAUCUUACAGCUACAAAAAACAAUGCUUAUCGCAAACCUAUUGUUUGCCCUUAUUGUAAACAAGAUCAUUUCUUAUUUAAUUGUGAAUCUUUUCGUAAAUUAGACAUUGAUAAUAGGAUAAAAAAUGUAAACGGUUACUCAGUAUGUAAGAAUUGUCUUAGGCCGGGACACUUAGAAAAGCAAUGUGUGUUAUCUCAUUGCAAAUACUGCAAACUUAAACAUAACACUCUUUUACAUAAACAUGUUGACAAAGAGUCUUCUAGCAGUGACGUUCCGGUGCCAGAUGUUCAUUUUAGCGGCAACAUUCAAACUAAAGUGUUUAGCCCUACUAAGACUUCCGGACUACUGUCCACAGCGUUGGUGCACGUGAGUGACGCGAAUGGAGUGCUUCGUGAGGCGCGUCUACUCCUGGACAACGGGUCUGCCACCAACUUCGUGACGCAGGAUCUGUGCGGGCAGCUUGGGCUAGCGACACGCAGCGUGGGAGCCACGAUCACAGGUAUCAAUGAGCAACUUUCACAUUGUCCGGAGUCUUGUGACAUUACAAUUCAUUCACUUCAUAGUAACUAUACGACGACCGUAAACUGCUACGUUGCCAACGUAAUAAAUACAUCUAUGCCGCCUUGUCGCAUAGAUCUUACCAACAUACCUAUUCCUGCCGACAUCACAUUGGCAGACCCAUCAUUUUAUGAGACUUCCGCUAUCGAUAUUUUAGUCGGGGCGGAAAUAUUUUGGGACGUCUUAGGUACCGCGCGUAUUAAGUUAGGUAAAAAUAAACCUCAAUUACGCGAAUCAUCUUUAGGUUGGCUCGUGUGUGGCUCCAUACCUGCCUACAACAAAAACACAAACGAAUCUUAUUUUUGUUCGUUCAUCACACAUAAUGAUGACACUAAUCUCACUCGUUUUUGGGAAUUAGACUCGGUGUCUUCUACACAUUGCAUGUCUUAUGAAGAGCAAGCGUGCGAAAAAUGUUUUUUAGAAAAUACCAUUCGCGAUCAAGAUGGCCGCUUCGUUGUGACAUUACCUUUAAAAGAGUCACCGGAAGUACUUGGCGACUCAUAUCAAAUGGCCAAGCGCCGUUUCUUGGUAUUGGAGAAACGGCUCGCACGCGACGCUGCCUUCAAAACCUUAUAUUUUGAUUUUAUUCGCGAGUACAUCGACUUAGGUCAUAUGAGCGAAAAUCAAUCAUCAUCAUCAUCAUCUGCUGAGCUCCCAUUAGACAUAAAAAAUGAAUUUCUAUCUUUUGCAUCGUCACUUACAAAUUUAAAUAAACUUAAAAUAGACCGCUGGGUAUUCAGUGACUCACCUAUAGAAGUUCAAGUACAUAUAUUCACAGAUGCGUCAGAGCGUGCAUACGGCACCUCUGUCUAUGUCAGGACUGUGGACGGUAGCGGAGCAGUUUGCGUUCGUCUUAUAGCGUCAAAAAAUAAGGUCUCCCCGCUUAAGCCCUCCACAAUCCCAAGGCUGGAGCUUUGCGGCGCGUUGCUUGGCGCAAGACUCUGGACAAAGGUCAUUUCAUCACUGACCGUGAAGGUUGAUCAUAGUUACUUUUGGUCUGACUCUAUGAUCGUGCUGGGCUGGCUCGCAGGGCCAUCUAAUAGACUUAAACCGUUCGUUCACAACCGUGUGAAUGAAAUUCAAGAGAGUACACGCGAACAAGCAUGGAAUUAUGUACCCUCAAAGCUGAACCCGGCAGAUCUAGUGUCACGAGGAAUGAAGGCUGAUGACCUCAGCAUGUCCACCUUAUGGUGGACCGGUCCAGACUUUUUACAUCACUCCGUCAUUCAAUUUCCUACAACGCCUAAUACAAAAACAGAUAACCUACCAGAAGUGUCACUUCAUAUAAACAUACAAACAAACAUAAACGAAAAUAACAAUCUUAUAACUAAACUUAUCACUAACAAUUCAAAACUUACAAAACUAAUACAUAUCGUAGCAUAUAUUUACAGAUUUAUACAUAAUUGCAAAAAUAAAAAUAAUAAACUUACAUCAAAUUUAACAUACACAGAAAUAAAAUCAAGUAAAACUAAACUUCUACAACUGGCACAGCAAGAAUCAUUUCCUGAAGAGUACAAACUCUUAUCUUUGGGCAAGCCCUUACAGCCGAAAAGUAGGCUACUUUCGUUAACGCCCUUCUUAGACGAUCAGAAAUUAAUACGGGUCGGUGGUCGUCUUAAUAAUGCUUACUAUAGUUACGACGUUAAGCACCCAAUCUUAUUGUGCAGCAGGCAUCACCUUACCAAACUGCUCUUUGAUAUGCAACAUAUGGCAUUAUUGCACGCCCCGCCUCAGCUCUUACUAGCAAGCAUUCGGCAAACAUAUUAUCCGCUCGGCGGAAGAAACCUGGCGCGCCACUUAGUCCAUAAAUGCGUUCGCUGCAUCAGGUUCAAGGCUAGGCCUCUUCAAAUGUCUAUGGGCAACUUACCUACCGAUAGAACACAAUUAGAAUAUCCCUUUUUACAUACGGGAAUGGAUUUUGCCGGACCAGUGCUGAUAGCUGAUCGAAAGGGUAGGGGUAGCAAAACAAUUAAAUCAUAUAUUUUAGUUUUUGUCUGUCUUUCAGUCAAGGCUCUUCACUUGGAACUUGUCACAAGUCUAAUGACAGAGUCGUUCCUUGCUGCUCUCCGCCGCUUCAUGAGUCGUCGGGGAAAGCCUCAAACUCUGUAUUGCGACAAUGGGACUUCGUUUGUCGGGGCAUCAAACGAGCUCAGUAAUUUCUUAAAAAAUAAUCACGAUAAGUUGCAGUCAGGUAAGGCAGAAAAUCUUAUUAACUUUAAAUUUAGCCCGGCUUACUCACCUCACUUCGGCGGACUUUGGGAAGCCGCAGUAAAAUCAACAAAAUAUCACCUCAAACGCAUUCUAUCUCUUACACACUUAACGUAUGAAGAAUUAAAUUGUUGCCUGAUUCAGAUAGAAGCUAUUUUAAAUUCUAGGCCCCUAACCCCCUUAUCUUCUGAUCCAUCUGAUCUGACCUACCUAUCGCCCUCUCAUUUCCUUAUUGGACGUUCUCUUCUGUCAGUCCCGCAAGAACCUCUGACUGAAGAAAACAUCUCGCGGCUUGAACGAUUCCAGAGAGUUGAAAAACUCAAGCAGCAUUUUUGGAGCCGCUUUUCUAAUGAGUAUGUUACUCUCCUCCAGCAGAAGACGAAGUGGCACACCUCAACGGACCAGCUGCAAGUUGGGACUAUGGUCUUAGUCAAGGACCGCGCACUUCCUCCUCUCCUGUGGCUGCUGGGACGCGUCACGAAGCUGUACCCGGGCACGGACAACGUCACCAGAGUCGCCGACAUACGCACGAAGAAAGGAGUCAUCCGUAGGGCGUACAACAACUUGUGCCCCCUCCCUAUUACUUAG